AUGACUCAACAUAACGUCACAACAAUGAACGAUUCGGAUUCAGAAGACGGUGAAAUAUCGGUCGGAUGUCCGUCUCCGUUGAACGUGGUUAAUUCCAUUCCCGAAGACGAUGAUAAAUUCGAAGAAAGUAAAGAGGAAGAGGAUGAAUCGGAAACGGUUAAACCGAGGAAAAGGAGUUGCAGCGACGACGGAGCAUCGAAAGAAGGAUGCGACGAAUAUUUCAAACCGUUGAAAAAACUCAAAAUGAUGAAUUUGAGUAAGAAGAGAAAAGAGGAAGGAAAGGAAAGGAGUUGUUCUCCGAAUUCCAUACCUUUAGCAAAACAAUACCCUAUACACAAGGGACACCUUCCGACGACUUCGAGGCUAGACGCGGACGAAGAAAUGGCAUCCGUCAUGUCGGCGAAUCAUUUUCCAAAUCUUAAUUUGGUACCUCCCGCGCAUUUGGGCAUACCCAUUUCGAUACCGAUCGCUUUAAGACAUUUCCCAUCUCCGGGCGUUCUCAUCGACGGCAGAAACAUGUUCAUGGAUAAUCGGAAUCUCGUUGAACAACGUCAGUUGCUCGAGAGGAAUUUGCUGUUGGAAAAUCGUCACUUGUUCGAAAGGAAUUUAGUAGAAAAUCGUUUGGCGGAUCAUCAAAGAUUUUUACUAAACGCGGAUCCGAGACAUUUGUUGACGGCCGCGGACACGCGGCAUUUGUUAACGCCGGAACAGAGAAACCUUUUAGGUAUAGAAAAUCGUUUGUUCGAAAAAAGUUUGCUCGAUCACAGGCAAUUGUUGGAAGCGAGAAUGUUAGAAACGCGAUUAGCCGAAGGUAGGAUAAGCAUGUUGGAAAACCGGGAUAGAGACGGUGAAAAAUUAGAGGAUUUGACGAAUCCCGCGGGACAAAACGGUGUCAAAUCAUUUUCCAUAUUAGACAUAUUAAAUCACAGACCCAAAGGUAAGGAGGAAACGAAAACGGAGUCGGGUAGUAAAAUUGUUAGACCCUGGGAUUCGAAAGGUUCCGAAAGCGGUGGAAAACGAACUCGGCCCAAAAGUGCUGAUUUCUGCUACAGUGAAACAUUAUCGACGUGUUCUUCCGAUCGGUCUAGCACGGCCGGAAGUUUAGGUGGAAGCGGAAGCGAUUGUUGCACGUCGCCGGACAUAAUAAAUUGUUCGGUAUCGGGAGGAACGUCGGGAGGAACGUCAUCCAGGCAGCAACAGCAAAGAGUCGGUGGGAAAACCGUUCAGGGGAAAAACACAUCUCCGUUGGAUGCUCUUUUUCAAAUGACAAAUAAAACGUUUGACGGAAUGAACGGCGAAACUUCCGGUGAAAGACUGGAAGAAAAAAAGGAAGGUAGAAAUGUUAAUAUUAAAUUUCAAUGUCUACGUGAUUUACCCAAUUGUUUAUUUUUUUCUCCAGCAUUCCACCACAACAAAUAUAAUAAUUUUCAGGUAGCCGUAAGAAAAACAUAA
Messenger RNA from Pediculus humanus corporis (human body louse), 1452 nucleotides. RefSeq lists its product as uncharacterized. Lineage: Eukaryota; Metazoa; Arthropoda; Insecta; Psocodea; Pediculidae. Bases 1 to 1452 code for a protein of 483 amino acids. The transcript has 2 exons. The record is from RefSeq and is a predicted model, not a curated record.